Messenger RNA from Ostrea edulis (European flat oyster), 1573 nucleotides. RefSeq lists its product as uncharacterized. The coding region runs from base 478 to 1353 and encodes 291 amino acids. The transcript has a single exon. Lineage: Eukaryota; Metazoa; Mollusca; Bivalvia; Ostreida; Ostreidae. The record is from RefSeq and is a predicted model, not a curated record.
CAAUACUUAUAAGAGUUGAAAAACUGGAGUAAAAUUUCAAAAAUAAUUAGUUUAAUUCAAAUAUAUUUUUGUCACGUUUAGUACCACACCGAUUUACUGUAAUUUGUGCAUUCGGUUAUUAAUGAAAAUCACUGUGUUAUUCAGGCUAUCGAUACUUUCUAUUUAACUCGACUUAUUGUAUGAAUUGCUAAAGAGACUCUUUAUUCCGAUAGGAUUAAUUGUUAGUGAUUUUCUCCUGUUGAAAUUCGUUUCACCGGUUUUUGAGGUCGAGGGAUUAGGAUUAGAAGGCCAUAUACAAACCGAUCGUCUAGGCACAGAGCAGCCAAAACCAGCAUGGAAACAGCGCGAUUUUUGCGACAAUCCUUGUUGAAGAAUCCAGUUUGUUACAUUCUUACACUUCGUUUGACAGAUUUUAAAGUCAACAAAAUGUAUUGCUCUGAGCCAAAGGAGUUUUAAAAACGUUUUAAUGUGAAAAAAAUGACCACUGUAUUGGAUCUUGGUAGCUGUAUACCAUUGCGAACCCCGCGGAGUUGGGAUAUUCUUCAAAAACGACCCCAAAACAGUGAAUUUCGAAAGGAAAACAAUAAGGAUAAAAGACUUUUACCCUUGUCUAUACUGGUCAAAAUCAAAGGCCCCCCAAAACUUGUGGACUCGUACACAAAGAACAUGGGACCUACCCCACGACCAGAAACAAGGUAUUCCACGUACCCAGCGUCCUGUACCCCCGUCAACAUCACAGUUUUCUCGGACGUAAGGGCAAAUCUGGUAAGGGAUAAGGAUAAAAAGGGAGCGCUGAUUCUUCGACCCGCCUUACAGCAAAGCAAACAGGUGCCCGGCAGAUAUUUUCCCAAACCAACUUUAACUGAAGAGCAACAGAAAUUUCUUCUCGUUAGCAAAGAUGGCGAUAACGAAAGAGAUCGUAUAGAGCAAAGUUCGGCCACUAGUUUGGUGUCUAGCAGAGGCAGGGGAUUGUCACGUGGUCAUUUAGAUGCGACGAAUCGUCAAUCCCGUCGUAAUUUCACAAAUUCGGUGAAUCCCAGAAUACUUCAUACAAGAAAGACUCUUUUCGAUCGAGAAGAUCGACAGAACACGUUGUUUACCUACAGCUUCAAAAGCACGUCUGUAGCCGGCCAUUUUGUUGGAGACUCUCAAGAAGUCGAUGGUAUGAGAAAAUCAGUCACUUCCAGUCGACAAGUGACGUUUCCGGAGAAGACGCUGACGUUCCACGAGAUGUUGACGGGAACAACUAAAACCUUGCACGACCGGAAGGAGGUUCAGUCCGCCCCUUCCAAUGAUCAAUUACUCCCCCAAACCGACAGUGCCAACGUAGAACCACUUCCUCUAUCGGCAUGAAACCUAGCAAUCUGAAAUUAUGUGUUCUGUAGAAAUGGUUUAAAAACUGGAUAUAGUGACGAUUUACAGUGCUGAUCUCUUCAAAUGUUUAUGGACCGCGUGGGAGUUGGAGGACUAAAUAUUCACUGUGGACAUUUUUAUAUUAUGUGUUGAAUCGUUUUUCUUUUAUGUUUUGUACAGUGCAUAUAUAAUUUGUUAAGGAUUAAAAUAAAUCACAUUG